Messenger RNA from Metarhizium acridum CQMa 102, 2088 nucleotides. The record is from RefSeq and is a predicted model, not a curated record. NCBI's taxonomy places the organism in Eukaryota, Fungi, Ascomycota, Sordariomycetes, Hypocreales, Clavicipitaceae.
AUGGCGGAAGGAUCAGCACCUCGCAGGGGACCAUCCCGGCGAGCUCAGACAGGCGGCUACCUGCCGAUAGAGGACUACGGAAUGAUCGGCAACAUGCACACUUGUGCGCUUGUGGGCAUUGAUGGCAGCGUUGACUUCAUGUGCUGGCCCGAUUUUGACUCACCGUCCGUGUUUUGUCGACUGUUGGACAAGGACAAGGGCGGCUACUUUAGUAUUGCGCCUCCGGCAGAAUUCCAAUGUACUACCAAACAGCAAUACCUGCCUGGGUCAUGCAUUCUGCAGACCCGAUACAUUCAUGAGGACGGUGUUGUGGACCUGGUCGACUUCUUCCCUCGGCCCAAGUCCGCACUAGUCACCACCAAAGAGUACAAGCAAAGUUCCUAUCGUGAGUCGACAAGCGUGCAAGAAGAACUCAAAAAGUGGCUCGUUAGACGAGUAGAAUGUGUCAGAGGAUCUUUGACGUUUGGUGGGUUUACCAUAACCACGUUCAAGCUGAAACUCCAAGAAGCUCAUCAGUUCAUAGAUGUGGAAAUAUUUCCCGCCUUUGGAUACGGCCUUGAGCCACACAUCACCACACUAUUCCACAACACCGACUCACAGAGCAAAGUUGCCACCUUCCAUGGCAAAGAUGUGCGGCUUCAGUUGGAUGUGGUCCUUCAGCAGGGAGAUGACGGCGACGGAUGUCCCCAUAUCACGUUCAAAAGGGUAAAGAAGGAGGGAAUGGUUGGGGAAGGUAUAGUUGGCCAGGUUCAAGUACGCGAAGGCGAGGCCAUUUCCUUUGUGCUGAGAAACGACAUCCCGGAUCAUAUCACGGCGCGGAUUUCCACUUCGGUACUUGACAGUCAACAGCAUGAUACUCAGACCUUUUGGCACAAUUUCAACAGGCAGUCAAAGUACAAGGGUCGUUGGAGGGAGGUUGUGUCUCGAAGUCUCAUGAUUUUGAAAAUGCUGACCUACGAGCCCACCGGUGCCAUCGUGGCAGCACCCACCUUUUCCAUUCCCGAAGAUAUUGGCGGAGUGAGAAACUGGGACUACAGGUAUUCGUGGGUGCGCGAUUCCAGCUUUACCGUUUAUAUUCUGCUUCGACUUGGAUUCAGGGCUGAGGCAGAUGCAUACAUGGACUUUAUCAUGGAGCGUUUUGUCAAAUCUCGCGGUCCCGACGGGGGGUUGCCUAUCAUGUUUACCAUCCACGGCGAUACGGACAUCCCAGAACACACGUUAGACCAUCUUGACGGCUAUCGAGGCAGUAAGCCGGUCCGAAUUGGUAACGGUGCUGCUUUUCAUCAGCAGUUUGACAUUUACGGCGAACUCAUGGACGCUAUUUACCUGUACAAUAAGUAUGGCAAACCAGUCCCUUGGGAUGUGUGGUGUGCAGUGAGAGAAUUACUAGAUUAUGUGUUAACUAUUGUCAAUGAUCCCGACAUGUCAAUCUGGGAAGUCCGUGGUACUAAGCAGCACUUUACUUAUUCCAGAAUUAUGCUUUGGGUCACCUUUGACCGGGGCCUACGACUAGCCGAGAAGCGAUGUUUCCCGUGUCCAAACCGUGCCAAUUGGCUGGCGGCCAGGGACAAGAUUUACGAAGAAGUAAUGGAAAAGGGUUACAACACCGAGAUGAAGUCUUUUAUUCAAAGCUACGAAAAUAGGACCGUUCUAGAUUCUGCUAUCCUCAUUGCCCCCCUCGUGUUUUUCAUUUCACCUUGUGAUCCUCGAUUCGUCAAUACUCUGGACCGAAUCCUACUGCCUCCUGAUAAGGGCGGUUUAACCAGUGCUGGCUUGGUGUUUCGCUACGAUACGGAAUUGUCAGAUGACGGCGUUGGUGGGCGAGAUGGUGCCUUUAGCAUGUGCACCUUUUGGCUAGUCGAGGCCAUGACCCGUGCCGGUGUCUAUGAAAGCAAAUAUCUUGUUCGCGCAGUCAACAUGUUUGAGAAUAUGCUCUCAUUUUCCAACCAUUUAUCUAUGUUUUCAGAGGAAAUUGCUCGAAGUGGCGAGCAGUUGGGCAAUACGCCACAGGCGUUCAGUCACCUCGCGCUCAUUAGCGCUGCGUUCAACUUGGAUCGAGCAGCAGAAGGAUGGACGGGCCAACAUUGA